This is a messenger RNA of Hypanus sabinus (Atlantic stingray), 1901 nucleotides long. Its product is annotated as inactive serine/threonine-protein kinase VRK3-like. NCBI's taxonomy places the organism in Eukaryota, Metazoa, Chordata, Chondrichthyes, Myliobatiformes, Dasyatidae. The transcript has 5 exons. Bases 213 to 767 code for a protein of 184 amino acids. The record is from RefSeq and is a predicted model, not a curated record.
CAUCAGUUCUGUAAGCGCGCCCAUGUGAUUGGAAGGGGCCGCGCCCCGCUCUCGCCACCGCCGCGCUGGAGCGAGCGAAGCGACCGCGAUUGCAGGCGGCCAGCACCCUCCAGCGGCCGAGGCGCCGCCAGCCGCAGCGUCGAGUUGGACUUCGAACACGCAGCUAUAAAUCGCCCGAGUCGAGUGAGAACAACGCGGGUAGCGGUUCCAGCAUGAUUUUUAAGUAUUGUCCAGAUUGUGGCCAGAAUUUAGAAGCUACUUUCAAGUUUUGUCCAUCAUGUGGUUUCAAGAUACCCAAAGGAGAAAAUGAGGAGGAAGUGCAGCCUGUUACCUUUCAUUCCACCUCAUCUUCAGUUUCAGCACAAACUGAGCCGAGUCCAAAAGCACCAAAUUCAAAGUGCUCCCCUGUGAAAUUAAUCUCUCCCAAAAAAGAAAUAGCUUCUCCUAAGAGAAAAAGAGAGAGUGACCUGAGCACUCAGAAAUCCCCUGUCAAGUCACCACUUGCUGCAAAAAGUCCAAAAGGAAAGCGGCAAAAGAAUAAUCCUUUGGAACUGAAUAUAGAAAAUGAAAUUCUGACUGAUCAGAACAAUAAAAAAUGGAAACUUAUCAGGCUUCUUUCUCAGCAUGAAACUGAAUCUGGGUUGCUCUUGUACAAUGUCCUGUGUAAUCCAAUAUCAACAGCAUUCCACCAAGACCUGGAUGAAGAUCACUCUCGUGAAGCCGUUGCCCUCGUUCUGGCAUCACACUGUCAGCCGGACAGUUCUUGAUGCCCGGGCCUCGGGCUAAUGCACUGCUAUCUUCAGCCAUCCUGUUCACUGCUGUCAUCAUCGUCGCUGGAAAGGGGUGUUAGAUUGGGAGCCUGAUGGCCAGUUUAGUGUGUGGCUGCAUCAGGUUGUGUGUAGAUGCCAGGUAUGUGGGCACCAAGUACCACUAUGUGCCCAGGUUCUACCUGUUGCCCUGGCUAUGCUGGAUGGGUCUGGCCCCUUUCCCGUGCAACACCCCUGUCAGCUGGUUGUUGCCACCAUACCAAUCCUUCAUAGAGAAGUUCUUUCAGGUCAACGCCUUUGACCACAGAGCCAUCAGGCAGUGGUCAGCACAUAGGGUCCUGCAGGCACUGCAGGUGAAGGACGUGAUGGACACAGUGGGGUGGUUCCCUGAGCAGACCGUUCAGUUCAUCUGGCAAAAUGCCUCAUUGCCAGACCUCACCAACAGGCACCAAGAUCUCGCCUGGCUGGCAGUAAGAGGGGCCCUCCCAGUCCGAUCCCUCCUGUACGCCCGGAAUGUCGUCUCCUCACCCCUCUGCCCACGGGAGGGCUGCAAUGAGGAGGACUCGGUGACCCACCUCUUUGCACACUGUAGGUUCGCGGAGAAGGUGUGGAGGAGGAUGGAAGGGGCAGUGUCGAAGUUCAUCCCCAGCAGCUGCGUGACAGGACUCCCUGAUCUAUGGGCUGUUCCCGGGGACGCACACCGAGACCAACAUCCGGUGCUGCUGGCAGAUCAUCAGUUCGGUGAAAGACGCUCUUUGGUCGGCCCGAAACUUGAUGGUCUACCAGCACAUGGUGAUGUCCGUGGGGGAAUGCUGCCGACUGGCACAUUCUCAGCUGCAGGAGUACAUGCUGAGGGACAUACUCAAACUGGGGCAGCCACCGCAAGGGCCCAGUGGGGAAGGACCACAGUCUAGGGUUCUUCUCCCGCGGGAGUUGAGGGGUAGGGAGACGGUGUAUACCCCUAAACAAGUGUAUGUAAAUAUGGAAUAUCAGAAUGCCAUGUGGGUGGCGAAAAGUGUGAAAAUGUAAGAUAGUAAUGGAAACAAUUGUAAAGAAUUGAAAGUCAUUGAAUGGUUUAUUGUAUAUAAUUUUACUUUUGGACAGUCUAUUUUGAUUAAAAAAAUGUUUCCAGGA